GGAGGGCGACACGGAGAGGAGGGUGACACGCGGAGGAGGGUGACACGCGGAGGAGGGUGACUGACAGCGGUGGCUGGCUGCUUCACAGGCACGGAUGGUGAUGGCUGCUGCUGCUGCCGCCGUCGUCGUCACCGCUGGCGCCGCCGUGCGAAGUCGUUGACGACGCCGCGGAGUUUGUUUGUUGGUCUCCGUCUGGAGUUUCUGUCUCCUGCUGAACAACGCGGAGCUGUGUGGGCGGCGCGAGUGCGCGGCGGCGGUGGUGGAGGCGGUGGUGGAGUUGGUGGUGGUGGAGAAGGCGGUGGACAAGGAGUUGGAGGUGGAGGAAUUGGAGGUGGAGGAGUUGGAGGUGGACAAGGAGUUGGAGGUGGUGGAGAAGGCGGUGGACAAGGUGGUGGAGGAGUCGGAGGAUGUUCUCGCAGGGUCGACACCCCACGGUUGUAACCAUCUGCCAAAAGCCUUCACGGUCGGGGAAACGACGAUUCGGUGCCCCCGCAGAGCGCGCCCCCCUUCAAGGCGGCGAUCAACGAGGCCUGCGACCGCAUCAAAGAGGAGUUCCAGUUCCUGCAGGCGCAGUACCACAGUCUAAAGCUCGAAUGCGAGAAGCUCAGCAAUGAGAAGACGGAGAUUCAGAGGCACUACGUGAUGUACUACGAGAUGUCCUACGGCCUCAACAUCGAAAUGCACAAGCAGAUGGAGAUCGUGAAGAGGCUCAACGCGAUAUGUGCGCAGAUAAUGCCGUUCCUCGCUCCAGAACACCAGCAGCAGGUGCUGCAGGCGGUGGACAGGGCCAAGCAAGUGACCAUGGCGGAGCUGAACACCGCCAUCGGACACCAGCAGCUGCAGGCGCAGCACCUGGUCCACGCCCACGGCGCCAUCGCUCUCCCGCAGCACCACGCGUCGCCGCUGCCGCCCCCGGCGAUGCCCACGCCGCCCGCCGGCGCCAACGGUACCGGAAGUGGCGGCGGUGGUGGAGGUGGACUGAUGGUGCUGUCGGGCCCGCUAGGAGCCUCGUUGUUGCACCAGCUACCUGCCGACAAGGGCCACCAUGGCCUCCUGCAGGGACAGCUCCACCUACAGCAGCAGCACCACCACCAGCAGCAGCAACAGCAAGGAGAGCGUGGCCAGCGAGGCGACAGCGACCGGGAGAUGCGCGUGAGCAAAUCCAUCUCGCCGUCGGGCAGUCUGAGGGACGCGGAGAAGUUUCGGCUCUCGGCCGACUACGGCGGCGAGGCCAAGAAGCACCGCGUGGACAUCAAGGACCCGGCGGCCAACCAUUAUGACAGCGACGCGGCCAGGAGUGACGACAACCUCGUGGUGGACAUCUCUAACGAGGAGGCUGCCUCUCCCCGGGUGGGGAGCCCGGGACCCGGCAGCAUGGGCGUCAGCGUGGCACCUCCGCAGGAGAACGGCCUCGAUCGGCUUCCCGGGGGCCGGAAGGAGGGGGGCGGCGGUGGCAGCGGUGGCGGCGGGGGACCCCCCCAAAGCCCCGCUUCGGUGGCAUCCAGCAGCAGCACCCCCUCGUCACGCUGCAAAGAUGCUGGCCAGGUGGAGAAGGCCAUCACGCCGGUGUCGGCGCUGGGAGACUCCCUUGGGGUCGCCGGCGCCGGCGGAGGAGGAGGCGCUGUCAGCUUGAGGCCUCUCCUGGGGAAACCGCCUGGCGCCAUCCCCCUCGCUGGCUGUGGCUUCCGGGUCCCCCUGGCAGGCGGAGGAGGAGGUGCGGGGGGGGGCGGCCCCCCCUUCGUCGGGGUCGGUGGCGUCGGCGCCCCCUUCGGGAUUGCUCCCUACCCGGGCGCCAACGGGGAGCCGGGCGCGCCGGGGCCCGGCCAUUAUGGCCCGCCCGGCGUCCAUCUGCACGGCCUCGCCCCACACACGAGCGCCCUCGCCGCUGCCACGGCCGGCACCUACGGCCGCUCGCCCGUGAUGGGGUUUGAUCCGCACCCACACAUGAGGGUCCACGCGGCGGCCACCCCGGGCCUCACUGCUGGCCUUGCCACCAAGCCGGCCUACUCAUUCCACGUAAGCGCCGACGGGCAGAUGCAGCCGGUGGCGUUCUCCGGGGACGCGCUGGCGGGCCCCGGCGUGCCACGGCGCGUGCGGCUCGUGAGCGCCCUGCCGCACGGCGAGGUGGUGUGCGCCGUCACCAUCGGCAGCGCCGCACGCAGCGUCUUCACCGGCGGCAAGGGCUGCGUUAAAAUCUGGGACGUGGCCCAGCAGCAGCAGCACCACGGGGGCAAGACAGCGCCCGUGUCGCAGCUCGACUGCCUGAACCGCGACAACUACAUCCGCUCGUGCAAGCUGCUGCCGGACGAGCGCACACUGAUUGUGGGCGGCGAGGCGAGCACCAUCUCCAUCUGGGACCUGGCGGCGCCGACGCCGCGCAUCAAGGCGGAGCUCACGUCGUCGGCGCCCGCGUGCUACGCGCUCGCCAUCAGCCCCGACUCCAAGGUGUGCUUCUCCUGCUGCAGCGACGGCAACGUCGCCGUGUGGGACCUGCACAACCAGACGCUUGUCAGGCAGUUCCAGGGCCACACGGAUGGCGCCAGCUGCAUCGACAUCUCGCACGACGGCGCCAAGCUGUGGACGGGCGGCCUGGACAACACGGUGCGAUCUUGGGACCUGCGUGAGGGACGGCAGCUGCAGCAGCACGACUUCACCUCGCAGAUCUUCUCGCUGGGCUACUGCCCGACGGGCGAGUGGCUGGCCGUGGGCAUGGAGAGCAGCAGCGUGGAGGUGCUGCACAACAGCAAGCCUGACAAGUACCAGCUGCACCUGCACGAGAGCUGCGUGCUGUCUCUCAAGUUCGCCCACUGCGGGAAGUGGUUCUUGACCACUGGGAAGGACAACAUGCUGAACGCGUGGAGGACCCCGUACGGAGCCAGCAUCUUCCAGUCCAAGGAAACAUCGUCCGUGCUGAGCUGCGACAUCUCCCUGGAUGACAAGUACAUCGUGACGGGCUCUGGGGACAAGAAGGCCACCCUGUACGAGGUCAUCUACUGAGACGGAUUAGGGACAGCCUCCUGCUUGCCUGCUACAGCUGCCCUCCCGGCCCUCCCGGCCCUCCGGGUCUCCCCGCCCUUCCCAGCCAACCGGCUGUCCGGCACGCUCCUCCUCACCGUGUGGGGAGGGCGUCGGCGAACAGGACCAGAGCUGCCCCCCCCCCGACUCGUCGGCAGCCGCUGCAGCUUGCGGUAGUUCCCGCACGGUGUAAAGGCUGGAGCUGGGAGAUGUCCGCUGCCUCUGUAUCUCCCCCCAACACUCACCUGUUGUCUGCUUCUCGCCCACGGAGCGAUCGCGACCCGUGGCUGCCCGCGACGCUGGAUCAGGGGUCGGCCCGACUCGUCGUCACCGGACAUCACGCGAUGCUAAAACCGCGAUGCGCUCUGCCGACCACCCAGCACACCCCUCCGCUACACCCACCUCUCCCUUCUCACCCGGUGCCCCCGCUCUCGAGCGACGUCUCCACCUCCCACAGUCGAUUCUCACGCCCCUCUUGAUUACCGAGCCCCCAAGACGAAGAAGGCGGUUGCCUACCCAAACCCGCGGUGGCGGAGGAAGAGGAGGGACAGUGACAGGACCACGCCAGGCUCCGCCCUCGUACUCCUGUACCCUGCCGGCCAUGGCCGGCUCAACCGGAGGCACCGUCGGGACUUUUCCUGCCAUUGGCUCUGCCAAGGAACGCGUUUGCCGUGUCCACCGUCCCAACGGAAUCCGUCCGUGCAGGUCGGCGAGCCGGAGUGGCCGAUACAACUUUCUAAACGCCAUCUCCCCUGGACGCCGGCUGCCCCGGGCGAGGUCUCGGCACCGUGGCGGCCUUGUGGCAGGUUUUUUGUGGCGGGUUGGAGGUCGGUUGUCUUGGCUCGAGAGUCUUUGUGGCCCGUGUGGUGGUGGCCAUUUUUUAUCCUUUUAACUCGACUUUUAAAACAAAUGUUGUCGUUUGAUCUGCGCGUGCCGUUUUGUAUGAUUGAUAGUGUGAACCGUGAUUGCCCAAACUUUUCGUCCGUUGUUUAUUGUUUUUGGAGCCGGUUUUUAUGUAAAAACAAAAUGUACAUAAACACGCUGGAAUAAGC
This is a messenger RNA of Lethenteron reissneri (Far Eastern brook lamprey), 4067 nucleotides long. Its product is annotated as transducin-like enhancer protein 4. Lineage: Eukaryota; Metazoa; Chordata; Hyperoartia; Petromyzontiformes; Petromyzontidae. The record is from RefSeq and is a predicted model, not a curated record. Gene Ontology annotation, molecular function: transcription corepressor activity; protein binding. Gene Ontology annotation, cellular component: transcription regulator complex; nucleus. Gene Ontology annotation, biological process: regulation of DNA-templated transcription; negative regulation of canonical Wnt signaling pathway.